This is a messenger RNA of Lasiosphaeria miniovina, 1098 nucleotides long. RefSeq lists its product as uncharacterized. The coding region runs from base 1 to 1098 and encodes 365 amino acids. Lineage: Eukaryota; Fungi; Ascomycota; Sordariomycetes; Sordariales; Lasiosphaeriaceae. The record is from RefSeq and is a predicted model, not a curated record. The transcript has 6 exons.
AUGGUCUUCACCAGGAAAAGGCAGGGCGCGUUGGCGCUGCUGCAGGCUGUUGCAAUGUUCGCAAUCUCGGGCGUGGCCGCCAGAAGCUCCCGAUGCCGUCCGGCUUGCUCCCCCGACGAUCCCGUCGUCGCCCUCCUCGGCUCCAACGACGGCUCGCUCUCCUUCUGCAGCGAGUUCCUCGCCCUCCCGGUGUCCACAGUUGGCGCCACUGUGACGCCUACCGUUGUGACGACGGUCACCGAGACGAGCUAUGUGACCGAGGCCGUCACCGAGACCGACGCCACGACCACCGUCACUGUUCCGGCCCCGACUGUCCCAGUCGCGACCAUUAGUCCCGUCAAGCGUGGACAGGCUGCCCGGCAGUCCGUCGCCUAUCCGACCUGGCUGCCCACCACCUAUCUCGAGCGGCGCGUGUCGUCGGCCUGCGCCUGCCUCAGCGUGCCCCAGUCGGUGACCACAAGCACCGCGACCGCCGACGCGGCAGCGACACAGACCGAGGCCGCGACCGUGACGGAGACGACGACGACGACGCUGCACGCGACAGCCACGGCUACCGCCACGGCGGCGCCCCUCGCCGUCAAGCGCAGCGCCAAGAUCGAGAUCCUGCGCAAGUCCACGCUGGACAACGUAGGGUGGCUGUACUACAGCUCGGGGCCCGCGAUCGGCACCGCGGCGCAGGCCGCCACCGUCAGCUUCACGCUCGACGCCGACGCGACGGCCGGCUCGCAGGUCCGCAUCACCAUGGACGACUUUGCGCCCUUGGCGCUGGGUUUCGUCAAGGACAGCAACGCGGCUAAUGUCAUCGAGCUCGAGAACGGCUAUGGUUCCGUCGCGAUCAUCGAGCCCACUCCGCCCGGAUCUGCCCCCGCCUACGUGACCCCGGCCAGCAAACGCGAGUCCGAUAUUUGGACCGUUGACACUGUAACCAAAAUGAUCGGCUGGAACUGGAUCACCACGAGCGGAGCCCCCGCCACCAUCCAUCUUUACCGUGUCGGUGGCCGUCUCUACCCCGUCGGAAAUGUUGCCGCGUUCAAUUCAGCCACGGGCGGCGCGAGCUCGUCCAAUUACGAGGUUUUGCUGCGCUUCAGCUUGGUGUAA